AUUCCCAAAUUUCAUAAGAACAAAAUGUCAGCCAAUUCGGAGGAUCAAUCUGCACAACUAUCACUUCAUUUGGACAAUGAAUGGUCCUUCAAUUUUGGCUCUGAAACGCUCAAUGCUAGUCAAUUGGACAAGAGUCAGGAUCAGACAAUCUUUGAAAACAACUCAAUUCUUGUCGACAAAAACGUCUACGAACAAUUAGUUGCCACGUGUGAUGCGAUGAAGGCACAAUUGCACCAAUUGAUGGAAAUGGUCGAUGAGAAGACAUUUGAUGAUCAGAAUCAAAAUUCAGAAGAAAUGAAAUUAAUUCUGAAAGAAAGAGAUGAACUGAAAAAGAAAGUCGAUCAAAAGAGCAAAGAGACUGUGCAUUGGACCAAAAAAUACUAUAAAUUGAAAGCUUAUGGACAAGAAAUAUUGAAAAAGCGAGAAAAUGAAAUUAAACUGCUGAAAUCGGAGGUCGUUGAUGGAAAAAAGAAGCUCAAUGAGAUAGUUGAAACGAUCAACCAUUUGGAGGAUGCAGCAAAUAAAGAAAAGAUCAAACGGAAGAAUGUGGAAAGUGAGAUGCGAAAAGCUGACAAGAUCAUCAAGGAUGCUUUGAGGGAAGAGAUGGAAGCAAGGAAACAGUCACAGAAAGAAUAUCUUCUUGAGAAAACUGAACGAAUGGCUCUGGAAGAGAAAAUUAGUGAAAAUGCCGCUAGUGCUCGCGGAGUCAUCGUCCGAAGUACUUGUCCUGUUGCCGAUCAUCACAUCCUGAACCAGCGAAUCGAUGUUCUUCAACGACAGCGAAAAAUUCUAGUGGAAAGUAUCAAUAAAAGAGAUUCGCCCAUCCAUCAUUAGAUCUCCUUCAUUUUCAAUGCUCUGUUCAAAAAUUCAAACUCGUUGCAAAUCAGUUCUAAUAGUCCUCGAUCAAUAAAUAUUUCAUGUUU
This is a messenger RNA of Caenorhabditis elegans, 923 nucleotides long. RefSeq lists its product as uncharacterized. Bases 25 to 834 code for a protein of 269 amino acids. The record is from RefSeq and is marked reviewed. Lineage: Eukaryota; Metazoa; Nematoda; Chromadorea; Rhabditida; Rhabditidae. The transcript is spliced from 4 exons.